UCAGCCAUCUGGUGGUAUCCACGGGUACUUGAAUAGGUUCUUGGCCUCAGGAGAUCCAACCUUCCAACAUAUUGCAAUUUGGACACUCUUACAACUUCUGGAAUCUGGAGACGAGGAACUUACGGACAUGAUCAAGAAGUCUGAAGAUGUCAUGAAGAUGGUCCGCGAAAUCAGCGAGAAGACUGUCGAAUCUGAAGACGAAGGCGACGAGAGCGAAGAUGGCGAAGGCGAAGUUGUUGUGCUGGCAAGAAGAUGUCUCGACAUUAGUAACGGCGACGUUGCGCCUGGAAGCAAGACCGAUAGCCAGCCUUCGUCAUACAAGACGUAGGGGCAGCUUGAAUCGCUUCUGUCCUGGAACAUGGCUGGCGUUGGCAGCGGCACCAUCGAAUGUCGCUGAUUUCGGAACCUUCGCCUCCGCGCUCUUCACUGGUCGGCCGAUCUGAAUCGGGCGAAGUGGAACAUUUGCAUUAUGAAGUUUUACAGCGAGCAAGCGAGCAGAUCGAGAUUUCACAGCAUCAUACUGGCGUUUCGACAAGAGGCGCUUGUCCAAUAGCGGCGCCUAUUAGGGUGGGCGUGUACUUUUUGUUAUGCAAGGAUACGAACGUGCGUAAUUAUGGAGUGUGUAUUUGGAUGGACGAAUUGCUUGAAAGCAUGCUACUACUCUAUACCUCUACAGUUUGUGGCAUAAAUGGAUCAUGC
Messenger RNA from Pseudocercospora fijiensis CIRAD86, 699 nucleotides. RefSeq lists its product as uncharacterized. The annotation marks the transcript as partial. The record is from RefSeq and is a predicted model, not a curated record. The transcript has a single exon. Lineage: Eukaryota; Fungi; Ascomycota; Dothideomycetes; Mycosphaerellales; Mycosphaerellaceae.